Mixia osmundae IAM 14324 is the source of this 1230-nucleotide messenger RNA. RefSeq lists its product as uncharacterized. The record is from RefSeq and is a predicted model, not a curated record. Bases 1 to 1230 code for a protein of 409 amino acids. Gene Ontology annotation, molecular function: FAD binding. Lineage: Eukaryota; Fungi; Basidiomycota; Mixiomycetes; Mixiales; Mixiaceae. The transcript has a single exon.
AUGUCCAUUCUGGUGUCAGGUGCUGGCAUUGGGGGCCCGCACUUUGCCUACUGGGCGACCAAAGCUGGCUUUGACGUCACUGUCAUUGAAAAGGCCCCCAAGCUACGCAAGUCUGGACAGAAUGUCGACAUCCGGGACGCUGCGCUCGAGAUCAUCAAGCGGACGGGCACCUAUGAACAGAUCUUAGCCAGCUCGACGGGUGAGGAAGGGCUCUAUGUCGUCGACGCAAACAAUCGCGUCUGGGGUUCCUGGCUCGUCGAUAAGAGCGGCAAGAAUGCGUCGCCCACAUCUGAGAAUGAGAUCUUGCGUGGCACACUGGCAGACGUGCUCUACCAGGCAACGAAGGAGCGUGUCGAGUACAUCUUUGGUGAUCAUAUCACCGCCGUCACAGAUCUCGACGACGGCGUACAAGUCGGUUUCGCCAGCGGCAAGCCUGAACGCAAAUUCGACCUGCUCGUCUGCGCUGAUGGUAUGUACAGCUCAACCAGGAAGCUGAUCUUCCCCGAGCUCGGCAAAACUUGCCUCAAAUCAUUAGGAGUCGUGAUGGCCUACUUUGCCGUGCCGCUCCAGAAAACUGACGACAUGUUCGCUCGCGUCUGGACGACAACAGCCGGCCGCUGCCUCUUCAUACGUCCCGAUAAGCUUGGCGUCAUGCGUUCCUUCCUCAUCACUCGAAAGACAGCGAUCUUCGACGACAUCUACAAGGUCUCACCCGAGAAACAAAAGCAGAUGUUUUAUGAAGCCUGGCAAGGCGCAGGCUAUGAGACGCAACGCAUCAUAGACGGCAUGAUGAAAGACGAUGACUUCUACGUGCAGGACGUCAUCCAAGUCAAGACGGAAACUUGGUCUCGCGGUCAUUCGACUCUGCUCGGCGAUGCGGGCUACUGUCCGAGCGUCUUCACCGGCAUGGGUACGAGUCUGGCUAUUCUCGCCGGCUAUGUACUCGCAGGCGAGCUCAUGGUAGCGAAGAAGGGCGAUAAAGUUGACGUGGCUCAGGCGCUCGAGGGAUAUCAGGCUAAAUUGCGUCCGUAUGUUCUCGAAGUACAGCAGCUACCUCCCGGCUUCCCACUCCUCGCCUUGCCACAGUCACGUUUGGGUGCUCUGGCUGUCAGGGUUGUGUUCGCCAUCGCCUCCCUACUCACGCCGCUGCUCGUCUACUUGCAGGGCGGCGGUAUCGAGCUGGAAUACAAGCUGCCUGCAUACGAGUGGCCAGAUGCUGCUGACAAGUAA